CCACUGCUCACAAGCAGGAGGAGAAUUGCUUGAAGAUACAUUGAGACCUGAACCUGGGCUGGUUUGUCUGCUAGCCAGUACUUCGCAGCUGUCAACCUGAAUUGCAACUAGCAGCUACUGUAAGUAGCUUCUGUGCACUAUGAAGAAUUUUUCAUUUCCUAUGCAGGAUAACGCACAUCAGACUGAGAGUCCUCCUCACAGAUUCCUGAGUUUGAGAAAUCAGUCAGAUCCUGUUGGAAGAGCAGAAAGAGAUGAGCAAUUAGCUCAAGUAGAAAUUGCUGUACUGGGGGUCAUAUUUCUGAUAGCAUCUGUGGGCAAUUUUAUUCUCAUACUGGUGCUAUGGCGGAGAAGAAAGAAGCUCUCUAGGAUGUAUGUAUUCAUGCUUCACCUCAGCAUCGCUGACUUAGUGGUAGCCUUCUUUCAAGUGCUGCCUCAACUCAUAUGGGAUAUUACAGAUGUUUUCAUAGGGCCAGAUUUCUUGUGCAGAAUUAUCAAGUACCUACAAUUGCUGGGCAUGUUUGCCUCUACUUAUAUGAUAGUGGUCAUGACAGUGGACAGAUACCAAGCAGUUUGCUACCCUAUGGUCACUUUCCAAAAGAAGAGAGCCCUCUGGAACAUCCCCAUUUGCACCAGCUGGUCUGUAUCACUGAUUCUUAGCCUACCACAGGUAUUUAUCUUUUCUAAGGCUGAAAUAUCUCCAGGUAUCUUUGAAUGUUGGGGUGAAUUUGUUCAGCCAUGGGGCCCAAGGGCAUAUGUGACUUGGAUUUUUGUAGUUAUAUUCUUCAUUCCCUCAGUCAUCCUUGUCACAUGCCAGGUUAAGAUUUGCAAAAUAAUCAAAAGAAAUAUGUAUGUGAAAAAACAGAAUGAGUACGAAGUAACAGAUCAGAAGCAAGUCCUGCCAUCUCGAGCAAACAGUGUGAACUGUAUUUCAAAGGCUAUGAUCAAGACUGUAAAAAUGAUGGUGGUGACAGUUGUUGCAUAUGUUCUCUGUUGGUCACCUUUCUUCAUUGCACAGCUGUGGUCUGUGUGGUUUCCCAGUGUCCUGACAGAAGGUUCAGCGUUCACCAUUAUCAUGCUCCUUGGCAAUUUAAAUAGUUGCACCAACCCAUGGAUUUACAUGUAUUUUUGUGGCCACAUUCCAUAUUGCACAAAGAAGCGUUUGGAGAACAGCUCAGCUCAAGAGGAGUCAGUGAUCACGGGGAGCAUUCAUCUUGUAGAUAGGGACCCUGAGGAAAACAGUACCUCUGCAUAA
Messenger RNA from Chaetura pelagica (chimney swift), 1252 nucleotides. RefSeq names its product [Arg8]-vasotocin receptor-like. The transcript has 2 exons. Gene Ontology annotation, molecular function: vasopressin receptor activity; peptide binding. Bases 140 to 1252 code for a protein of 370 amino acids. Gene Ontology annotation, biological process: regulation of systemic arterial blood pressure by vasopressin; positive regulation of vasoconstriction; G protein-coupled receptor signaling pathway. The record is from RefSeq and is a predicted model, not a curated record. Gene Ontology annotation, cellular component: membrane. Lineage: Eukaryota; Metazoa; Chordata; Aves; Apodiformes; Apodidae.